Cannabis sativa is the source of this 1729-nucleotide messenger RNA. Its product is annotated as rhodanese-like domain-containing protein 7. The record is from RefSeq and is a predicted model, not a curated record. The transcript has 5 exons. NCBI's taxonomy places the organism in Eukaryota, Viridiplantae, Streptophyta, Magnoliopsida, Rosales, Cannabaceae. The coding region runs from base 176 to 1543 and encodes 455 amino acids.
UAAAAUUUGAAGAGUUUAACUCCAAAAAUUUAGUAAAAAAAGUUUAGGGUAUUUAAAGGUAAAAAUCUUAAAUAGUACCGUGAAUUUGCAUCUACCUAAAGAAAGAAAGAGAGAGAGAGAGGGUCCUGAAUAGAGUCCCGUAGGGAGUACCGUAUCCAAACACUGCCUUCUCUCAAUGCUCAGGUGUAGAGCGCCUUCUUUAGUUCCCAUGAGGAUGCUAACAUCAUCAUCGUCUUCCUCGCCGUCCUUUUCCAUAAGCCCUAAUUUGAACUCCCUCCCGAAACCUCUCUCUCGAAUCCCCAUACUCUCUCGUUCUUCUCUCUCCGGUUUCCCACGAACCAUGAACCUUACUUCCACAAUCUUCUGUGGAUAUGCUAACCCCAUUCCCAUUUCGACCGCCGCUGGAACGAGAAGCGAAGAACUUGAAGUUGAUGAGUCCGAUUCUGAACCUCUUGUGGUGGUCUCCUUCUACAAGUUCGCUGAUUUUCCCGACCAUGCCCAUUUACGACAACCCUUGAAAGAACUCUGCGAGGAAUUGCGUGUUUCAGGAGGUAUCAUUCUUGCACCAGAAGGAAUCAAUGGCAGCAUAUGUGGGACUCGGGAAUCAGUGGAAAGAGUUCUUGGGUUCAUUCAAGACGAUGAAAGGUUAAAAGGGUUACGACGAAUUGAAUCUCCUGUGAGUCCCGAGGAAGAAGCUAUCCAUCAUGGGCACACUAGCAGUUCUCCUCUUGCAGCUGGGGAAGAUGCACCUUUCCGUUGGGAUCAUGUCAGAGUGAAGUUGAAGAAAGAGAUUGUUUCUCUUGGAAUGCCUACUGUAUCACCUAUUGAAAAGGUUGGGAAGUAUGUGAGCCCAAGGGAGUGGAAUGAAUUGAUAAGUGAUCCUGAAACCGUUGUGAUUGAUGUACGUAAUCACUACGAAACUAGAAUUGGGAAGUUCAAAGGAGCAGUUGAUCCAUGUACAACAGCAUUUCGGAAGUUCCCAUCAUGGGUAGAGGAUGAGUUCCAACUUUCUGGACCAGAUAAUGAGCAUUCAGAGAUUGAGAACACGAGUUCAAAUGAAGUAGGGAGUCCUAAAAAAGACAUGCCUCAGCGGGUUGCCAUGUACUGCACAGGAGGAAUUCGAUGUGAAAAAGCUUCAAGUUUUCUCCUCAGUAAAGGUUUCAAAGAGGUUUAUCAUCUUGAAGGUGGAAUUCUUAAGUAUCUUGAAGACAUUCCUGAGCCAGAGAGCCUGUGGGAGGGAGAAUGUUUUGUGUUUGACAAGCGGGUUUCAGUGGAGCACGGUUUAAUACCAGGAACUUAUAAGCUGUGCUAUGGGUGCAAACAACCAGUAAGUGAUGCUGACAUGGAAUCCCCUCUAUGGGAGCUCGGAGUUUCAUGUCCUCACUGUUACUCAUCGAAAUCUGAAGAAGAGAAGGAGAGGGCAAGAGCCCGCCAAAGGCAAUUUGAGACGUGGGGAGUAAUUGGUGGUCCUCACAAGGGUCGCCGGCCCAUACCUGAUUCUGAGGGUGUAAAGAAUCCUACUCGACUCUCAAGUUCAGCCUAACUAAUCACAUCAAGAAAUUAUAAUGCAGUUGCAUAGAGGAGCUUUUAUUGUUUGGAUCUGUUAAUGAAAUGGCAUGUAACAAAUCCUCAAAAGGGUCAUUAUACUCUUUUGGGACAUUUUUGUGAUGAGAAUUUGCUGUAUUGCCUUUUUUUUUUUCUUUUUUGAAAAAGAACUGUAUUGCCCAAA